CUUAAUACCAAGCCCCAAAAAACCAAAAGAAAAAAACAAUAUGAAAACCAACCUUCUCUUUUGCAUCAUCUGCUUCACUUGCAUCAUUGUCUGCUUAGCAGAUAAUGAUAACCUCCAGGAUACCUGCCCAACAGCUACAACUGGGCAAAAAACCAUCUUCAUCAAUGGUUUCCCAUGCAAGAAUCCAGCCACCAUCAUUGCUUCAGAUUUCAAGUCCUCAAAACUGAAGAAUCCGGGCAACACAGACAACUUAUUCCAUUCCUCGUUGACCCUUGCCACUGCUUCAGAUUUUCCAGGCCUUAACACUCUUGGCCUUUCCAUUGGCAGAACUGAUCUUGAAGUGGAUGGUCUUGUAAUACCUCACUCUCAUCCCAGAGCCUCUGAGCUGUUCUUCGUCUUCAAAGGUGUUGUGAUAGCUGGUUUUGUCGACACCUCAAACAAGGUUUUCCAAACGGUUCUCAGGGCAGGAGAUGUGUUUGUGUUCCCCAAAGGGCUGCUUCACUUCUGCUUCAACACUGGUUUUGAAUUUGCAACUGUUUUCUCAGUGUUGAAUAGCCAGAAUCCCGGGGUGGUCAGCAUCAGUAGUGGCCUGUUCGAGCUGGAUUCAGAGGUUAUCCGUAAGCUUGAGAGGAAAUUAAUCUCAGUUUCCAAAAUGGAGGAUAAUCGCAUCCUUAAUGAAACAUUUUCAAGAUUUAUCAAUCUGUAAAUCACAUAAAUAUUAUAUGUGUUUGACACAUGAAAGAACAUAUAUAGUCAUGUGUUUAUUAAUUAUCACAAACAUACCGAUAUUUAUUGGAGUGUCUUGAGUAUUGUAGUCUAGCUUGUAUUGUAAGCAACAAUGUUAUGAACUAUCUUAUGUUUGUUUCAAAUUACCUUUUUUUU
Messenger RNA from Pistacia vera, 882 nucleotides. Its product is annotated as germin-like protein subfamily 3 member 4. NCBI's taxonomy places the organism in Eukaryota, Viridiplantae, Streptophyta, Magnoliopsida, Sapindales, Anacardiaceae. Bases 41 to 706 code for a protein of 221 amino acids. Gene Ontology annotation, molecular function: manganese ion binding. The record is from RefSeq and is a predicted model, not a curated record. Gene Ontology annotation, cellular component: cell wall. The transcript has a single exon.